Molecule: messenger RNA, 7019 nt
Organism: Polyodon spathula (Mississippi paddlefish)
Lineage: Eukaryota; Metazoa; Chordata; Actinopteri; Acipenseriformes; Polyodontidae
Gene: smchd1
Product: structural maintenance of chromosomes flexible hinge domain containing 1
Exons: 48
Coding region: 502-6630 (2042 amino acids)
Biological process (GO): chromosome organization; double-strand break repair
Cellular component (GO): chromosome
Molecular function (GO): protein binding; ATP binding
Source: RefSeq, a predicted model, not a curated record
UGGUUGUGUGAUGGCAUAUCCUUGCCUAUAGCCCUCUCUGUCUGUCAGCACUUCUCUUGUUUUGCAGCCGCUGCUGCUCCAACGCAGCACCUCUUAGAAUCUGCGCGAUCUGUGCAGCCGCUGAUGUCUAAGGCUGCGUGACGUGACGUCUUUUCCGCAUGAGGUUACGCAGCGACGCUUUUUGCGCGGAAUCUGCGAAGGCUGGUCAAAGUCUACGGUGAAGAACACAACCAGAGACUCGUCUUAAGAUUUGCAUAUUUUCGAUAAACACGUGUUUCAAUUGUAAUGAUGCUGAAAUGUGACGCAACUUGAACUAUACGAAUCAGUUCCGGGGCUACACGAGAAUCGCUUUGUUUUGGAAUUUCGCGGCGCUGAGUUCAAGUGUGUUUUUUUAACUGAAACAUUCAACAGCGGUGCUCUUGAUUAACCUUAUUAUUUGCUGCGGUCGAUAACAGCAAAUUGAGCACAGAUAUUUGCUUCUGCCCCGUACUCGGUACAAACAUGGAGGCGGGCAGCGGGAAGCAUAGCAGCAAAAACAGCAUGAAUAAGCCUUCUCCCAUCCCUGUGGUAUCCACAGACGGGGCCGGCCCUUCGCUUCUCAGGCGAACAGUUUUUGUGUUUGACUGCCGCCUGGAACGCAAUAAUGCUGAUAGUAACGAGAAGAAAGUGGAGAGUGGAGGUAUCUCCUUCCUGGAGUUCAGGAAAAUAGUAUGCCAGGUAUUUGGUAUAGCUCCAGAAGAAAACUUUGUUAUUACAACAACAGCCAGAAAGUCAAUCACAGACCACAGUUUUGGUGAGAUUCAAGAUGGAAGUACAUUAUACCUGCUUCAGUCUGUUGAUCAGAUUUUGCCAUCAGCAAUAAGAGAGCGUAUUGAAUUCCUUCCACACUAUGACACGCUCGUUAAGAGUGGAAUGUAUGAGUAUUAUGCCAGUGAAGGCCAAAAGUCUCUACCUUUUGCCUUUGCAGAAUUGAUAGACAAUUCACUAUCGGCAACAUCACACAUUAGUGGAGUCAGAACUAUAGACCUUAGAUUUUUAUUUGAUGAAUCGCAAGGUAAACCUGCUGUAGCUGUCAUUGAUAACGGAAGAGGUAUGACCUCUAAACAGCUCAACAACUGGGCUGUCUACAGAUUGUCAAAGUUUACAAGAAGAGAUCAAGAAUUUGAAAGUGAUCAUUCAGGGUAUGUACGUCCCGCUCCAGUGGCCCGCAGUUUAAAUAGUGAUAUAUCCUAUUUUGGAGUAGGCGGAAAGCAAGCUGUUUUCUACAUUGGGCAAGCAACUAGAAUGAUAAGCAAGCCGGCGAGUUCUGUAGAUGCUCAUGAACUACUUCUAUCUAAAGAAGACUUUGAAAAAAAGGAAAAGAAUAAAGAGGCUAUAUACAGUGGUUUCAUCAGGAACAGAAAGCCUGGCGAUUCAUCCCACAUAACCAGUGAUGAUGAGAGGUUCCUGCACAGUCUUGUGAAGGAAGAGAAAAACAAGGAAAGCUUUACUGCUGUUGUGAUUACUGGGAUCCACACAGAUCAUAUGCAGUAUCUGAAAAACAACUUUCAUCUGUGGACUAGAGAGUUGGCGCAUGUUUAUCACUAUUACAUUCAUGGGCCAAAAGGGAGUGAUGCGAAAGCUUCAAUUAAAAACACAGGCCCCGUCCAGAAAAUUGAUAUUCAGAUCUCAAUGUUUGAGAAGGGAAAGGUUCCAAAGGUGAUUAACCUGAGAGACAUAAAGGAUGAUAUGCAGACUCUAUACAACAGUUCAUCAGCAGACAGCUUUGAGUUCGUGACACAUGUUGAUGGAGAUGGAGUUGUAGAAGGACUCAUCCGGUAUCAUCCUUUCCUUUAUGACAGGGAAACCUAUCCUGAAGACCCAGUUGGCCUGUCAAGUAAAUCUGACGAUGAUGACGAAGACUCCAUGCUGAGUGAAAAAGGAGGAAGGGGCAAAAGGCCCAUAUUUGAAUGUUUUUGGAAUGGACGCUUGAUACCUUACACAACUGUGGAAGAUUUUGAAUGGUGCUCCACUUCAAAGAAGAGAGGCACGAUUUCAGAAGAGUGUUUGAACCGUAUAUCGGGUGUUCUCUUCACCAAUGACAAGUUUGAGGUUAGCACUAACAAGCUCACAUUCAUGGACCUGGAGCUGAGGUUAAAGGACAAGGACACAAUCUUCACUCGGGUGAUCAAUGGACAGGAACAAAGAGUGAAGAUUUACAGAGAAUUUGCUCUUUGGCUGAAGGAAUGCCAUGAGAAGUUUGAUAAACAGAUAAAGUUUUCUGGUUUCAAAGGAAUAAUGACAAGGACUGAUAUUGCAGCAAAAAGAAUGCAGAGCCCGUGGGCAAUAUUUACAUCUGUGGAGUGGGAUGGCAAAACGUACAAAGCUGGACAAAUGGUGAAAACAACCAAAACUGCACCCAUAUUGUAUGGCAGUAUAGUCCGGUUCCUUCUUUAUGGGGAUCAUGAUGGAGAUGUAUAUGCGACUGGAGGAGUUGUUCAGAUUGCUGUGGAGCCCCAGGCUUUGUAUGAUGAAGUAAAAACUAUUCCGAUAUCUAAACUGGACAGGAAUGCUGUUGCGAGCGUUAUCAAGAAGUAUGUAGAGGACGAAAUGGCAAGGCUCCCAGAUAGGCUGUCUGUGACAUGGCCUGAAGGAGAGGAGUUGAAUCAAAAUGACAUCCGUUCUGCUGGAACUCCUAUAGGUGCAAUUAGGAUUGAGAUCUUGAACAAGAAAGGAGAAGCAAUGCAAAAGCUCCCUGGCACAAGUCACAGUGGAUCAAAGAAACUGCUGGUAGAACUAAAGGUCAUCUGGCAUUCUUCCAGUGGAGACAAGGAAAUAACUUCACACAUCAGUCAACAUGGUGGAAAGUGGCCAUAUUGGUUUAAAAAGAUGGAAAAUAUCAACAAACUUGGAAAGUAUACUUUGAAUCUACAGACUGUAUUAAAUGAGAGCAAUGCUGACACAUAUGCUGGAAGGCCUCUCCCUUCUCUGAAGUUUGAAUUCUCAGUGAUUGAGGGCAAAGCAGAACAGUUUUCUAUUGGUACUUUGGACCCUCCUGUUCGUGUAGGUGUACCUUUUAACAUUCCAUUGGAGCUGCUUGAUGAAUUUGGGCAUCCCACACACCCAACCUUGGAUAUCAAGCCAGUCCUAGAGUGCAGUGCUCUGGAUCUUAGUCACAAUGGGACAAUGACAAAAAAAAAUAACUUCAUCAUUAAAGGUGUGAAAGCAAAGGGUCCCGUGAACAACUAUCAGGGAAAGAACUACAUUGUAAAAGUCAUCUUGCCUGGAUUGAAAGAAGACACACAGAUGUUGAAAAUGAGACUGAUGCCUGGUCCUCCUCAUACACUGAAAGUAAAACCUGAUUCUGAAAAGCUAAUUUUUGAAAAUGGAACAGCUUUUCCUUUUCAAGUUGAGGUGCUGGAUGAAGCAGGAAAUACCACAGUUCAGCCAAAAUUGGUGGUGAAUUGUAAGUUCCUAGGUGCACCUAACUUGCCUGUCUACACAGUGGAUUGCAGCAAUACUGGCACUGGAAUAUUAACUGGUCCAGUUGUGCAUGCAUUGAAACUAGAGAAGGACCAGUAUGUAACUGCAAUAUUUGAAAUACCGAGCUGCAAAGCUGUAGUUCCAAUAGAAAAGACAAUCAAGCUGCUUCCCAGUACUCGAGCAGCCAAGCUACAGAUCUUCUGUCUUGAGGGACAGAAAGCCAUUGAAAUCAAACACCAGGAUGAAAUCAGCUGGACAGCUGGGGACAGUCUGCAGAAUCUUAUCUUCAAAAUGUAUGAUGAGGGGGAUAGAGAAAUCAUAGUGACACCUGCUUUAGCAGAAAAGAUUAAGGUUAACUGGACCCCCAAUAUUAAUAAGGAACAACUGGUUAAGGGACUUUUGCCUGAUGUAAAGGUACCAACUGCUGUAAAAGAUGUCCGUUACUGCCAAGUGUCCUUCCAGGAUGACCAUGCAUCACUGGAUAGUGCUUUUAGCAUAAAGCCCAUUGCAGACGAGCCAAAGCUACUAAAAGCUUCACUGAAAGGUGUUUACAACGUUCGAAUGGGUGAAGAGUUACAAGGGGAAAUUCAAUUAGACAUUACGGAUCAGUUUGGAAAUAAAAUUCAGACAUUGACAUCAACUUGUGUGAAUUCCCUGGGAAUCUCAUCGGACGGACUUGACAAGUCUAGCUUAAAGGUUUCCUGGCAGGAGAACACAAAAACAAUACUGGUUCAAGGAAUAAAAUUUAUUCCUGGGGCUCCUGGUUCCAAAGAAUUGUGCUUUGCUUGGAGAGAGUUUGCAGAGUAUAUUCGAGUCAAUUUGAUGGCAGGACCCCCAGCACAGAUCAGUCUUGUUGACUGGCCAGAAGAUGAGCUUGUAGUGGUAGUUAAUGGAAAAGAACUGGAUAAGCCAUUCAUUGUCCAGCUGUGUGAUCAAUGGGGCAAUCCAUCACCUGAACCACUUGUCAAAGUCUCAUUGGUGAAGGGUAACAACAUGAAGAUUAUGCCAUUACCACCAGUACUUAAAACAGAUCCAAAUGGGAGAGCAGACUUUGGGGUGUUUACAAUCGUUGCACCUAGGGGAGAAAACCAAUUUCAAAUUAGAGCCACUUACAACAAAGUUGUGUUGGAGGGACCUGUCGUAAAACUGAAUGUCAUUCCAGAUCAAAACAAACCUGUUGGUCUUUCUGUUGAUUAUGACAAAAAGGCAUCAUUUCCUGCAGGGGGAUUUUUAACAGUGUUUAUGGUAAGCGUUCUUUCAGAAGAUGGCAAGCCAAUGAGACAUGUGAACCCGGCUGCUAUAACAAUGCGGAUGUGGAAGGGACAGGGGCAUGGAUCUCGACUGCCAGCUAGUGCUACAGUGUUCAACUGUAACAAACCAAAGGAGAAUGAAAAAGAGGACUGUUUUUACUUCAGGGACAAAGUAAUUCCUGAUCGAGUUGGGGUCUACACCAUUCAGUUUGUGUAUAUGGUAGACAAAAUUAAUAUGCUGUGCAGUGACCAGAUUUCGCUAAAUGUGGUACCUAAUGAGCCUGUGAAAUUAAUACCAGAUGAACAGCCGCCAACUCCAGUUGUUUCAAAUAUCCGUUCCAUUGCCAGUCGGACUUUGGUUCAAAACUUGACUCUUAAAAUCAUGGAUGAAUAUAACAACCCCACCUGUACAGACCUGGAUGGGAAAGUGGUAGUUACCAUUAAAAGCCCAAAUCGGAAUGUCAAGGAGAUUCCCCAGUUUCAGGGGAAAGUUAAAUCUGUGGAAUUUAAACUCUUGAAAGGUUGCGCUGAGAUUUCGAACCUUAUUCUUGCAGAAAAUAGCCUUGGUGUUGAUGGCACUGAAUAUAUCCUUCAUUUUGACCCAGUUAUUCCAGACCUGAAAGAAGCCACAUUGGCAGCAUUUCAGCUGUGUUUCAUGUUUUCAAAUGAUUUCAAAAAGCAACAGCAAAUGACAGCCCUAACAAGGGAAAAAGACCAGAUAUCCCAAUCAAUUGUUGCUUACAAGAGUUUAUUUGACACCACCAAUCAACUUGUCAGUGAGAUGAAAUGUCAGGCUCAGGAUGCCUCAGUCAAGGAACUCCAACUGAAAACUGAGCUGAACAAACUUAAAGUAGAAAUACCACAAGUGAAUGUUGUCCAACACAUUGAAGAAAUGAUAAAACAAAAGAGUGCAGAAAGAGAACAGAUAUUGAAGGAACCUAGAAGAACAUGCACCAUCCCCAUGGCUCCUAAAGGAAACCCUGAUGUACUUGGAAAGAUUGCACACUUGGCACAAAUUGAAAACAAUGAGGCAGCAAAGGUCAUCUCCUGGCACUUAGCAAGUGAUAUGGACUGUGUGGUUACUUUGACCACAGAUUCAGCACGUCAAAUCUUUAAGGACACACAGGGACGGCAGCAAGUGCUCCCACUUGACUCAAUCUACAUGAAGAACCUCCCACUGUGGAACAGACCGUUACCACAUCUAAGGAAUGGGAAAUGUCACUUUGAACCCAUGGGGAACCCUGUGUUUGCUCGAGAUCUCCUUAUUUUUCCAGAAAAUGUGAAACACUGUCAGACAGUCUUUGGAAUGCUCCUUGGAGACACCAUUAUUCUUGAUGACUUGGAUGCUUCAAACAGUUAUAGGAAAGAGGUUGUUAAAAUAACGCAUUGUCCUACCUUACUGACAAGGCAAGGGGACCGUAUUCGCAGCAAUGGAAAGUUUGGAGGUCUUCAGAACAAAGCGCCUUCAAUGGACAAGCUUAGGGGAAUGGUUUUUGGAUCGCCACUGCCACCCAUAUACUAUACUUUGGGGAAACAAAUUGAUCUGCUUCAGCAGUACCGCAGUGCAGUAAUUAAACUUGGUAAUGUGAAAGAAGAACUAGAUCUGCAGCUGAACUACCUCCGUUCACCAGAAAUGCUUCAGAAACGAGAUGAACUUAACUCGCAAGAGAAACAACUCAAAGAUAUUGAAAAAAAAUUAGGUAUGACACCAGCAAGGGGAACCAAUGGCUCUGGAUUCAAACCAACAGUAUUGGACAUGGCUGAUGGUUCUCCAGUCUGUACAAAAAGAACAAGACGAGACAAUUCACGAAAAACAUUUAGCUCAGAUGAGUGGAUUUCCCCUCCGGUGAAAAAACUGCAUUUGACUUCUGAAUCAGAAACCAGUGACAGUGUGGUGAAAAGGAAGAGAAAGUCUUAAGCCAAAUAGGUCAUCAAAAGCAAUAGCAAAUCUAUGGACAUUUUUAAAUAUGAUAACAAAUACAAAAAGAAGUUAUUCAGAUAUUUAAAACUGGAAACCCCAGUGUUUUUUGUAUAUUUAAUUGUCUAGUGUUAUUUUAUGCUUCUAAAGUAAUAUACAUGUUAUCUUUAUACCAGGAAUAGUUUCUUAUGUUUUGGUUUUUUUCUUUGUUCUUCAAAAAAGAAUGCCUGGAAGAAGCGAUUACAUCUGGUGAACAUUUUUGCAACAUUUUGUACACUCACACAUUUUCUACCAUGUUUUUAGGCAUAUAGUUUAAAAGUGGAUUGUUUUUUUUCCCAUAAAAAGCGAUUACAAAAAAUAAAACUUACUUUUGAAUGCCUAAAAUACAA